AUGUUGCGCCGUAAGCCCUCCAACGCCGGCGAGAAGGAGCCCGCUCAGAAGAAAAAGCUCUCGCUUCAGCGCUCCAGCAGCUUCAAAGAUUUUGCCAAAUCCAAACCCAGCUCCCCAGUGGUGAGCGAGAAGGAAUUUAAUCUGGAUGAUAAUAUUCCGGAAGGUGACUCAGGUGUUCCGAGCCCAGAGGAUGCUGGAAAGAGCAGCAAAAAGCUGGGGAAGAAGUGGAGGGCCGUGAUUUCCCGAACCAUGAACAGGAAGAUGGGCAAGAUGAUGGUGAAGGCCCUGUCGGAGGAGAUGGGAGAUACUCUGGAGGAGGGCUCAGCCUCCCCGACGUCUCCGGACUGCAGCCUGGACAGCCCCGGCCCUGAGAAGAUGGCGCUGGCCUUUUCUGAGCAGGAGGAGCAGGACCUCCCAGCACUCAGCCGCCAGGCAUCCACAGGCAGUGAGCUCUGCAGCCCCAGCCCAGGCUCUGGCAGCUUCGGGGAGGAACCACCUGCCCCCCAGUACACAGGGCCCUUCUGUGGCCGGGCACGAGUCCACACCGACUUCACUCCCAGCCCCUAUGACCACGACUCACUGAAACUGCAGAAAGGAGAUGUGAUCCAGAUCAUCGAAAAGCCACCUGUGGGCACGUGGCUGGGCCUGCUCAAUGGCAGGCUGGGCUCUUUCAAGUUCAUCUACGUGGAUGUGCUGCCCGAGGAGGCUGUGGGACCUGCCCGCCCCAGCCGCCGACAGAGCAAGGGCAAGAGGCCCAAGCCCAAGACUCUGCAUGAGCUGCUGGAGCGCAUCGGCCUUGAGGAGCACACGCCCACCCUGCUGCUCAAUGGCUACCAGACGCUGGAGGACUUCAAAGAGCUGCGGGAAACACACCUCAACGAGCUGAAUAUCAUGGACCCACAGCAUCGGGCCAAGCUGCUCACGGCUGCUGAGCUGCUGCUGGACUACGACACCGGCAGCGAGGAGGCGGAAGAGGGCGCCGAGAGCGGCCAGGAGCCAGUGACGCACACGGUGGCGGAGCCCAAGGUGGACAUCCCACGUGACUCGGGCUGCUUCGAGGGCUCAGAGAGCGGGCGCGACGAGGCAGAGCUGGCGGGUGCCGAGGAGCAGCUACACGGCCUCUCCCUGGCCGGGGCACCUUGAGGCGGCAGUGUGGGCCGAGGCUGGGCCCGAGCAGCCCAGGCCGUGGGGCUGGACCCAGCCUCCCGCGGUGACCCCGGGCCGGAGGACUGGCACCGAGCCCGGCCCUGCUCCCCCAGGGGUGCCUAGGGCAGCAGAGGCCGGCCGAGCCCUACAGGCGCGGCUGGAGUGCACGACAAGCCAAGCCGCCGAAGCCGGGCCGCCUCCCUCCACCAGCUACUUGACAGCACAGCCCUUCCAGCUGCGGCCGGAGCAGGAGGGGCACUGAGGGGCCACCGGGCCCAUGUCCCUCACCACCAAGGCCUCCAAACCCUCUUUGCCUCCACACCACCUUCCCCUGUCGCGCUGCUCCUGAAAAGGGGGCCGAGUCGGUGGUUCAGGUCAGUCUCAAUACCCUAGGGAAUCUGGUCAUUGAAAAGGACUCUAAUUGAUCACAGGUGAAUCCAGAUUCUCUAAAUAAGGUUUGAAGAGAGCCACGUGUACAUGUAUCUUUCCUACUUCCUUCACCUUAAUUUUCUUACAGGUUUAGCCACUAAAUCACUGUGCCACUUGAACCGAGUGCCUUCCUCAGUCUGGGUCUAGGACGGGUCAGAAUAAGAAUGGAUAGUUGCCGAGGGCCAACUCUGACAUUCUGUGAUAUUAAACGUCUGCUGCCCCGCUACCUGUGGCCCAGGACACCAGUGGGGUUUACUAAGGGGGCUGGAGGGGCCUUGGGCUCCCAGAUGAAACAUCUCCUCCUGCUCAUCCAUUCCAUACCUCCCCAUGUAACUCAAGCCAAGCUGCAACUCCCCCAGCUUAAAACAAUGCCCACACCUCAGACAACAAGCGCCCUCCCCUUCCACUCCCAGCCCCUUAAAUGACACUUCCCCCAAGGCCAAUGGCAGAUGGCCCGACCUGGCAGACUGGCCCCUCAGAAGCAAGACUUGGCCUCUCGUGGGUCCUUACAAGCAAAGAAAGCACAAAGCUCGAUACUGGGGAGUCCACUAUCCCACCUUUACUCUGCUAAAGGUUUUGAUGUACCUUGAGCUCCAGAAGGGGAGGGAGAGUCAAGUAUCCUGGUACUUGACCCCAGUACCAAGUCUAUGCCCAGAAUUCCCAGAGUAACCCUUUCCCGGGGCAGGCCCAACUGGCCUGAGGGCAAACAGUGCCCGCCAUGUCUUGGACUGCCUGUUUAGUGGACACUUUUGGACCUAGAACCAGGAACUCUGGUAGAAGCCAUCUUGGGGGAGAGGUUUGUAAAUAUGAGGCGGGUGGAGGGAGAUGGGUUGGUAGCA
Physeter macrocephalus (sperm whale) is the source of this 2414-nucleotide messenger RNA. It is a transcript of the gene SASH3, whose product is annotated as SAM and SH3 domain containing 3. The transcript has 8 exons. Gene Ontology annotation, biological process: positive regulation of adaptive immune response; positive regulation of immunoglobulin production; positive regulation of B cell proliferation. Gene Ontology annotation, molecular function: protein binding. Gene Ontology annotation, cellular component: nucleus; cytoplasm. The coding region runs from base 1 to 1143 and encodes 380 amino acids. NCBI's taxonomy places the organism in Eukaryota, Metazoa, Chordata, Mammalia, Artiodactyla, Physeteridae. The record is from RefSeq and is a predicted model, not a curated record.